UGCAUUGUGAACCACAUAGCAGACCACACGUGAGUUAGUACGGCUCUAGCGAUCAACAGAAAUGACGGUAACCUAAACCGCAACAGGCAUCUAUUUGAACUUGGUGCUAAGUGCAGGCGGUAGUUCGUUGCACGGGCAGACAUGUGCAUUUGGGACCUGUAGCAUCAACUCCAACGGAUCGCCUUUCUGAAACUUAUGACUUCAUUUUUUGCAUAAUUUUUUUGCGUCUUUUUCCAAGGACUUGCAAGUGCAUGCAUGGGCUUUAUCGUUUGGUUUAGGGGCUACCAAAAAGGCUAUACCCUAACAGUUAGAUCAUCGGAACAGCCAGCCUACAUGGUCUGGUAAUUUGUUUAUGAAAGGUAUCCUGGCACACAGUCUGACAUUAUUGACUGGGCAGACAUUUCGUGUGAUGGGACUCUCCAAACUCUGAAGGAGUGCAUCUGAAUUGGGAAGAGAGGGUAGAGGACAAAGAACACUGGGAAACCAGAGGAAGAGAGGAGGAGGAGAAAAAUGGAGGCCAUAUCUUUAGAUCAGUCUGCGACGGUGGAUGAGCUGGUGGAAGCAUGCAUCCAAGCCUUUGAUGAGACGGGCACUUUGAAGGACCCCUCCCUAGUGCGUAUGUUUCUUAUGAUGCACCCUUGGUACCUUCCCUCCACCGACAUGGCAAAGAAACUACUGCUCAAAUCACAGGAGGACAGCAGCACUGCUGAGCUCAGGACAAGAAUCUGCCACUUGGUGAAGUACUGGAUCAGUGAGUUCCCAGCGGAGUUCAAUCUAAACCCAGAGCUGGCAGAGCAGAUCAAAGACCUCAAGGACCUCUUGACCACUGAGGGGAACGAGCGCCAGAGUCAGCUCAUCGACAUCGACAGCGUGCCAUCAUACAAGUGGAAGCGUCAGGUGACCCAGAGGCAGCCAUCCAUGUCUAAGAAGAGGAAGAUGUCUCUGCUGUUUGACCACCUGGACUCCAGCGAGCUUGCCACACACCUCACCUACCUGGAGUACAAGUCCUUCUGCAAGAUACUGUUCCAGGACUACCACAGCUUUGUGAUGCAUGGCUGCACGGUAGACAACCCCAUCCUGGAGCGCUUCAUCACCCUCUUCAACAGUGUGUCUCAGUGGAUCCAGCUGAUGGUGCUCAGCAAGCCCACCGCCCCCCAGAGGGCUGCAGUCAUCUCCCACUUCAUCAGGGUGGCUCAGAAACUGCUCCAGCUUCAGAACUUCAACACUCUGAUGGCCGUGGUGGGGGGGCUCAGUAACAGCUCUAUAUCUCGCCUCAAAGACACCCAAUCACACAUCAGCAACGAUACCAACAAGGUGUUCAACAGCCUGAUCGAACUGGUGACGUCGUGCGGCAACUACAGCCAGUACCGACGUCGUUUCUCCGACUGCACAGGCUUCCGUUUUCCUAUCCUGGGCGUGCACCUCAAGGACCUGAUCGCCGUGCACGUGGCGCUGUCCGACUGGGCCGACCCGGGCAAGAGCAGGGUCAACCUGGCCAAGAGCCAACAGCUGUAUGUUAUCCUCCAGGAGUUGGCUCUCAUCCAGACCACGCCACCCAGCAUCGAUGCCAACACAGACCUACUUAACCUACUUACGGUGUCUCUGGACCAGUACCACACAGAAGAGGAGAUCUACCAGCUGUCUCUACAGAAAGAGCCACGCAGUGCUAAACCGGCGAACUCCGGCUCCUCCCCUGCGCCUGCCCCCCAGCCAUCGAUGAUUGACGAGUGGGCUGCGUCGGUGAAGCCCAAAGCCGACCCUGCGGUCAUCAACAAACACAUAGAGAAGAUGGUGGAUUCUGUCUUCAAGAACUUUGACACUGACGGGGACGGUCACAUCUCCAGGGAGGAGUUUGAGAUCAUCAGGAACAACUUCCCCUACCUCAGCAAGUUUGGAGAACUGGACAAAAACCAAGAUGGGCAGAUCAGCCGGGAAGAGAUGAUCGACUACUUCAUGAAGGCCAGCUCUCUGCUCAACUGUAAGAUGGGCUUCAUCCACACCUUCACAGAGACCACCUACGUCAAACCCACCUUCUGUGAACACUGCGCUGGCUUUAUAUGGGGCUUCUACAAACAGGGAUACAAGUGUAAAGCGUGUGGAAUUAAUUGUCAUAAGGCGUGUCGAGGUCGUCUGGCUGUGGAGUGUCGUAAACGGACCAAGAGCAUCAGCCAUGAGCAUGCCCCCUCCCUUCAGGCUCGCUCCUACAGCUUCCCGCCCCUGGCCAACACCCCACCAAGCCUACAGAACACAGUGAUUGUAGAGGAAGAUCUCCAGGCAGUGGAGGAAGGUGUGUUUGAUGUCCAUCUAUAACCAGAUGAUAACCAAUAGGCAGGCCUGGCCUGAUAUGUCCCUUCAGAAGUCCUACGUACUCUGGCAUUCAUACAGCCAGACACUGCCAGGAGGAAACAACAGUGGUCGGGAGCCAGAAGCCUGCUGGGGUCUGCUCAGCAGGGUACAACGUUACAUAACGCAAUGUAUCAUCUAGUACAGAUUAUGAUUGUCUGUCGUGUAAAAGAGGGAAUCGUUUCAGCUCUAUCCAUUCCAUUUCUAUCUGCAACAUUCAGACUGCCAUUAGGUAGAACAGAUAUGAUUGUCUGUCGUGUUAAAGGGGGAAUCGUUUCAGCUCUAUCCAUUCCAUUUCUAUCUGCAACAUUCAGACUGCCAUUAGGUAGAACAGAUAUGAUUGUCUGUCGUGUAAAAGAAGGAAUCGUUUCAGCUCUAUCCAUUCCAUUUCUAUAUGCAACAUUCAGACUGCCAUUAGGUAGAACAGAUAUGAUUGUCUGUCGUGUAAAAGAGGGAAUCGUUUCAGCUCUAUCCAUUCCAUUUCUAUCUGCAACAUUCAGACUGCCAUUAGGUAGAACAGAUAUGAUUGUCGGUUGUGUAGAAGAGAGAACAUUGUCCAUUUUAUUCAAGGCAUGUCACUCACACACAGAGCGAGAGAGAGAUGCUGCCACAUAGUGGAAAAAUACUGCAAAUGCAUACCUUACAUUUACUCAAGAUUUCAACUCCCUCAAUAUAAGUGCAUUUGUACAAAAUGUCUUUCUGUGUUAAAUCUAUAUUUUAAAAUGUGGAUGUAAGCCCAUGUUUUCAUAUCUCUUACCUAGUUUACCUAACACUGAAUAUAGAAAAUAAAUCACAUUGUGUUUAGUGUGAUGCUAUUACCUUCGAGUCUAAGUGGUAUGUUUUAGCUAUGCAUUUAGCUAUAUGUUGUUAUUAUUAUGUCUAUAUUAAUAACCUAAACGAUGUCUCUCCAAAAUAUAAGAGGUGCUGUUAUUGCCAAGAUAGAAUCCAUAGGCUUUACAUGCCACCUGGACUUCCAACUGCUUUCUCUGGGGAGAAAAGCUUUGCUUUUGUCUGAGUAGCUUGUUUCUUUGUAAAUGUCAUGGGAGAAACUUUAAAACACACGGUGUGUUCGAUGUCAGAGAUGAAACGUUUCGGCUCCAGAACGACUGCUGCUUUCGUGGAUUGGGUAUCAAACCGCUAUCUAGCACAACAACAGCAACAAUGGACUGGAACGUACAUCCUGGAUUUCAAUGCUGUUGUGUUUUUGUCCUUCUGUUUACCUGAAUAUCAAUGCUUUUCCUAUGGUCAUUUGACUGUGGUGUGUAUGCACGGUAUACUGUUGUAAUACUGUUAUGUUUCAGUGCACCGACACAGGACCUUUCCUCUCAGUAACUUUCAGUGUAGUUUGAAACGGUGAAUGUUAUAUAUUGUCCUGAGAAUUGACAUCUAUUUUAACGUCUAUUUUAAUACGAGACAUGUAAGUCCAUUGUCUUAUCAAGCAUGCUUCAAGGGGAUCCACAUUUGCCAAAAUGUCUGUUAAGUGUAUUUUUAAUGUCGCACGUAUAUAUAUAUUUUUUAAUGGCAACAUGAAAUCCUGCAGGCGAGAGACUCUCCUCAACGUAUUAGUUUUGGGGUCUGUAUCCUCUGAGGGAAAGUCCCACAAUGUUAGCUGUUUGUGUAUCUUUGAAUUAAGUACUUCCUCUGGCUUUCAUUAAUACAGUACAGUAUAUCCUGCUUCUUUACUUACGUCCAAAACUAAACUGCCAGCCCUACCAUGGCAGUUUCCCCUCUGGACAAAGUUAUCAUUUGUUACAGUAAGGGAACUAAUGCUUUCAUCUGAUGUCAUGUUGGUAACUCUGUGGACGUGUCUCUGCUGUUUCUCAGUGUUAAAUGCAGAAUGCAUCACUGCUAUUUGUUUUAAGAAGGAUGCACAACGUGAUAGGACUAAUAGCACAGCAACCCAGUGACGCGCCGUGUGUGUUUGUGACUCUUGCCGAAUCCAUUCCCGCCACACAUUCCUUGUCUAAAGUUUAUAUCCGACCCACUUUCCCUGCCAUCGUGUAGUUGCUUGACGUCCUGUAUUGGAAUUCUUAACCAGUCGGCCAUGCGCUCUGUUAUUACCAAAGAAACGAAGGGCUCUAUUCAAUCUGUAUUACAGAAGUUACAGCGCGAUUGAAAUUUAAAGGCAAUGUUCCCGCGUUAGCCAAGACCGCAUUCACCGUAAACGUAGUAUGUGCCGACUCAAUCGGAAAUUAAGUUUACAUUUCUAUCCGGCAAUCUGUAAAGCUCCAGCUUCUCCCUCAUGUGGGUGCUAGAGCAAGCAGGCAAGGUAGUGCUAGAUACCAACAUCCAAUCAAGUAGGGUAUGGAAGCUAUAGUGAGCUUUGCUUGGACAAUAGCGUUGCGAUAAGCCAGAGUAUUUGCAUAAAGUUCAGCUUUCCCCAACUUUAGUCCUGCCUUGUUCACGCUCCCUCGCCCAUGUUCACAGCCCCCCCCCCCCCAAAAUGAACGGGGCUCCGUUGUUUCAUCGCCCCCCAAUUUGUUAUGUGGAAAUGCACUAUUUGAUUCCACAGCUUCCAUCUCGCACAUUGAUUCAUGCAGCUAUUUCAUCUGACGUUAUUAUAUUGAAUAUUUCUGAGUUCUCUCAUGUGGGAUGAAUGGAGAGUUCAGUCUCUUAGUGUCUGUUGCUUUAUUGACUGAGCGGGGAUGUUUCACUUAAUUUCUUAGCUGUGGUGUAAUUACAUUAGCAGAGUUGUCAAGGACUGUCUGAACUGAUGGUCAGACUGUCCUUAGAACGCACACACACCGAGGCCUGUGUUAACACCUGCACUCAACACUAAUCAAAUUAAUUAGGUAUAUAGUGAACUGAUUACAUCACAGUGCUCUUGUUGUGAUUUUGUCAGACUUUUCACCUUGGUUUCCUGUCUGAAGAGAAACCAAUAACAUUACGGUGAUAGCAGUUUGAUUUGUAAUCACUCAAAGCUUAGAUGCUCAAUAGUUGUGUCUUAAACAUACACAAGCAUAUUGGUGGUCAUAUCUCACAUAUUUGCCUUUAUUCUCAAAAUCCCUAUAAAAAAAAUCGCAAUUUUAUCCAAACACUCAACCGACCCUCAUAUACCUACUUCUAACAUUCCUGUGUGUGGCCAUGGUAACAGUAUGAUAGGAGUGUAGUCUGGCCCAUGAUUGAUACUUUCCACUCAGCUACAUGAAGGCCCGGCCUGCUCCGUCGUUUAGCUGUGGCCCUGACUGGUAUUGAUCUCAGUGACGGAAAUCGAAUAGUGCCGGAGCUAAUUACAUUGUAAUGAAGGCUGCAGGAAAUAGCCUCACGUUGUUAGCCAAUCUCCAUCAUCGACCUUGAUGUGAAGGAAUUCUGUUUGGAUCAAAAAUGGAUUCUCAGAUCCUUGAGAAGACUGGCGCAGUAGAGCAAGCCCUGUUGCUCUUCAGUCUACAAUGUUUCAAACCUACGGUGUCCAUAUUAGGACAGUCUCAGCAGUUGAGUUGAGGAUGUCCUAAUGUGGACACCGUACAGGCCCUAUUUUGAUAUUCUGGUGUGGAGUGCACUUUAGGGCUGCGAUCAAUUUAGCUUGCCCGGUACAAUGGAAGGAAUGGAAUAGUAAGGCACAUCUCAAAUACUAUUUAAAUACUGUAUGUAUUUCACCCAGCUCUGACACAUAUUCCAUCAGAAUAAUCGAUGCUUAUUAAAGAAAAGUACACGGAGUGUACCGACAUUAGGGAAACACUUUGCUAAUAUUGAGUUGCAUCCCCCCCUUUGCCCUCAGAACAGCCUCAAUUUGUCAGGGCAUGGACUCUACAAGGUGUCGAAAGCGUUCCACAAGGAUGCUGGCCCAUGUUGACUCCAAUGCUGUCUGGAUGUUCUUUGGGUGGUGGACCAUUCUUGAUACACACGGGACACUUGAGCUUGAACAACCCAGCAGCGUUGCACUUCUUGACACACUCAAACGGGUGCUGCCUGGCACCUACUACCAUACCCUGUUCAAAGGCACUUAAAUCUUUUGCCUUACCCAUUCACACAUAAACAAUCCAUGUCUCGAAACGUAAAAAUCCUUCUUUAACCCGUCUCCUCCCCUUCAUCUACAUGUCUCCUCCCCUUCAUCUACACUGAUUGAAGUGGUUUGAAGUGACACCAAUAAGGGAUCUUAGACUGACCAGGCGAAUCAAGGUGAAAACUAAGUAAUGGAAAAAUGUUCCUCAUGUUUUGUACGCUGUGCAUAUUGAUUUGUAGUCUGUUUAGUUGACAUGGACGUGGAUAAUCUUGAGUGACUGACAGGGAUUUGAUUCUAUGUAGACUGUGUACAUGUGUAAAUUAUAUUGACAUUGUUAGAGUGGUAGGUUUCUCAUGUUCACCUUGUUAAAACACAUUGACUUAAUGUCUACUCAAACAGCUUGAGGAAUUAGAAAACAUACUCAUACAUGUACAUUUAGUCACAACACGGGCCCCCUAGUGGCACAGACACGUAUAUGCACCCCCAGCAGUGUUACUAGUACCAGGAUAGACCACUUGAUGGUGCUGUUGAGCUGUUAAAAGGGAUGGGCACUCACUCAGGGGCACAGUCAUUGGGUAGAAAGAGCAUUGCACGUAGAGGAAAUGCAUAAUACAUGUUCUGUCACGAGGAAAGGGUAGCAUUCCUAUAAACACAAGUUAAUAAACGUUUUGGAUUAAUGGAA
This is a messenger RNA of Oncorhynchus nerka (sockeye salmon), 6968 nucleotides long. RefSeq names its product RAS guanyl-releasing protein 2-like. NCBI's taxonomy places the organism in Eukaryota, Metazoa, Chordata, Actinopteri, Salmoniformes, Salmonidae. Gene Ontology annotation, biological process: Ras protein signal transduction; positive regulation of GTPase activity. The transcript is spliced from 17 exons. The record is from RefSeq and is a predicted model, not a curated record. Bases 511 to 2310 code for a protein of 599 amino acids. Gene Ontology annotation, cellular component: plasma membrane. Gene Ontology annotation, molecular function: guanyl-nucleotide exchange factor activity; calcium ion binding.